AUGUGGAGAAGCAUAGGACUCCGUCCAUUAUCCCAGCGCCAAAUUCCUGCUCGACUCGCGCUUUCUACCUUGAGAAGCAGAAAUGCUCAGCCCGGCCCUCGCGGUAGUAUAAUCAGGCCCGCAAGAAUUCAACCAACUCAAAAUACGCCUCAGCCACCGAAUUCCACAGAAGACGCAGAAUCAACCCCUCAAGAUGUCCCGAACCUCAACUAUGAACCGUCGCAAAACACUCUCCUCUCCCCAGUGCAUCUGCCAGAAGACCCGAAUGCGGUGCUCAAAGAGAAUCACCCGGCGACGAAUAUACUGGCAAAUUCUGGCCUGGUAGUCCAGCGACAAUUGGAGAUGAUGACUGUCAUGGUUGGCUUCGAACAAGCCAACAAAUACGUUAUUAUGGAUGCGCAAGGCAAUCACGUCGGAUAUAUGGCUGAGCAAGAGAAAGGAAUAUCCAAUACAAUGGCUCGGCAAAUGUUUCGCACUCGCCGAAGCUUCGUAACCCAUGUAUUUGACCGACACGAGAACGAGGUUUUGCGAUUUCAUCGUCCGUUCUCAUGGAUAAACUCUCGCAUACAAGUAUAUGAUCCUCUCGAUGUCACAACAGCCGCAUAUUCCUCUUCCUCCGCUGCUCUCCAGAACACCACGCCCGGUUCUCUUGUUUCAGCUGAGCCCUCCUCCAAGGCCCGCAUAUCAUCUCUAGGCUUUGAUGAAAUGCGAAUAGUCGGCGAAGCUCAAUCACAAUGGGCACCUUUACGACGAAAAUAUAACCUCUUCACAUAUCACCAGUCCCCUAAUUCAGCGACCGACAUGGGCACCGAGUCUUUCUCACUUCCCGAAUCGAAUCUUUCCAAGUCUCAACAAAUGCAGCUCGCUCAGACCUCUAACAAGGGCCUGGGCGAAUUCAAUCAAUUCGCUUAUGUUGACGAGCCAUUCAUGAGUUGGGACUUCCAUUUACGCUCGGCCGAAAAUAGACUGAUAGGGUCUGUGAACCGCGACUUUUCUGGCUUUGCGCGAGAAAUCUUCACAGACAUGGGUGUUUAUGCGCUGCGGAUGGACUCGGCUGGUCUUGGGCCCGAAGCUUCGAAUAAUGAGACUCCCCAACCCACCGGCAUGACUCUUGAUCAACGCGCAGUUAUACUAGCCACUGCUGUCACUGUCGACUUUGACUACUUCAGCCGCCAUAGCAGUUCAGGUGGCAUGGGCUUCAUGCCCCUAUGGUUCCCCGGCAUGGGAGGUGAGGCUGCCGGUGGCGCUGCUGGCGGCGCGGCUGGUGGUGCUGUCGGGGGUGUUGCUGGUGAAGCCGGAGCAGCGGGGACCGCUGGGGCUAUAGGCGAAGCUGCUACGGGUGCUGUUGGUCGAGCUGGUGCCAUGGGUGGGAUGGCGGAUGGUGUGGCAGCUGGUGCAGCUGGCGCCGGCACAAUGGCUGGAUAUGAAGCUAUGCAGCGCGGUAUUUCGGGUGGACAGGAAGGUGAUGCUUAUCCUGAACAACAGCCUGAUAUGAACCAAAGCGCGCCAGGACAACCUGGGUUCUACGAAGACUCAUGGCCUGAACAAGAACAGCAACAAGAGGACGUUUGGGGUGAAGAGGACCCUUGGCAAGAUAACGGCGGCGGGGAGGAAGGAGGAAGUGACUUUUCUGAUUGGUUUUAG
Molecule: messenger RNA, 1644 nt
Organism: Penicillium angulare
Lineage: Eukaryota; Fungi; Ascomycota; Eurotiomycetes; Eurotiales; Aspergillaceae
Product: scramblase family protein
Exons: 3
Coding region: 1-1644 (547 amino acids)
Biological process (GO): plasma membrane phospholipid scrambling
Cellular component (GO): plasma membrane
Molecular function (GO): phospholipid scramblase activity
Source: RefSeq, a predicted model, not a curated record